Messenger RNA from Talpa occidentalis (Iberian mole), 1458 nucleotides. RefSeq names its product transcription factor 21 (gene TCF21). The transcript is spliced from 2 exons. Gene Ontology annotation, biological process: regulation of transcription by RNA polymerase II; developmental process. Lineage: Eukaryota; Metazoa; Chordata; Mammalia; Eulipotyphla; Talpidae. Gene Ontology annotation, molecular function: RNA polymerase II transcription regulatory region sequence-specific DNA binding; DNA-binding transcription factor activity, RNA polymerase II-specific; protein dimerization activity. The record is from RefSeq and is a predicted model, not a curated record. The coding region runs from base 425 to 964 and encodes 179 amino acids.
GAAAUAGGGGUCUGUGCGUGAGCUGUGCUCGGGUGGUGAAAGGGGUCUGCGAGCCUCGCUGGGGCUUGGCAGGCCCCUCCCCUGGGCUGCGAGGAUCCGCCCCUCUAUUCCCCAGAUAAAUUCCUAGUGUCCUCCAAAUUCCUCUGCGCUCCCUCACACUCCCAUAAGGCCACGACUCCACCGGGGUGGGGAAACAGAGCGCCGGCUUCCUUCCCGCAGAAGCCCCCGACGGUUCCUUCUCAAUACUCUGCAAAGGGGGAAGGGGUGCGAGACCCACCAGGAUCUCCAGCCCCAGCUCCGUCGGAGAGGCGACUGCUGCACACUCCACACUCAGGGGGCCCGUUGGCUCAGGGGUCUUUCUUUCUUUUUCUUUCCUCUUUCUCCCACCCCCUCUCUUCAUCUCUCUCACCCUCUCCCCUCAAACAUGUCCACCGGGUCCCUCAGCGAUGUGGAGGACCUUCAAGAAGUGGAAAUGUUGGACUGCGAUGGGCUGAAAAUGGACUCGAACAAGGAGUUUGUGACUUCCAACGAGAGCACCGAGGAGAGCUCCAACUGCGAGACCGGCUCUCCCCAGAAGGGUCGGGGCAGCCUGGGCAAGAGGAGAAAGGCGCCCACCAAGAAGAGCCCAUUGAGCGGGGUCAGCCAGGAAGGGAAGCAGGUCCAGCGCAACGCGGCCAACGCGCGGGAGCGGGCCCGGAUGCGGGUGCUGAGCAAGGCCUUCUCCAGGCUCAAGACCACCCUGCCCUGGGUGCCCCCGGACACCAAGCUCUCCAAGCUGGACACGCUCCGGCUGGCGUCCAGCUACAUCGCCCACUUGAGGCAGAUCCUGGCUAACGACAAAUAUGAGAACGGUUACAUUCACCCAGUCAACCUGACGUGGCCCUUUAUGGUGGCCGGGAAACCCGAGAGUGACCUGAAAGAAGUGGUGACCGCGAGCCGUUUAUGUGGAACCACGGCGUCCUGACCUUGGAGGUGCGAGUCUGGGAAAGGCGCGCUCCCAGCCCGAGCGGCCCGGGAGGGCGACCCCUGCCCUCCCUGCUCUCUGUCUCUGCUUCCCCGCUCGCCAUGCUCCUCUCCUUUCCCCACCCCGCAAAAACACUUUACAGCGACGAGGAGAUUCGUUUCCAAACCAGAGGAGAUCCAUUGUUACUUACAAAGAUUCCCAUCUAUUUAACUUUAUUAACUUCUACCGUGAAUGACUCUUCGAGCCUUGCUGGUCCAAGUGCAAUAUGUAAUUAUAAAUAUAUGAAUAGAUGAUAAGAGCCUAUCAAUGUGUAUCUUUUGUACAAUAUGUUGUAAAAUGUAGAUCAUAGAAUAGCUGACUUUGACAGUCACAUUUAUAAAGUAUCUCACUUAAAGAUAAAUAUUUUUUUCAAACAAGUUUUGCUACUUUCGAAAAUAAAUCUUUCUAUAUAUUGCUAAAAGCCCUGACAUUUGGUGUGAUUUUUUUAAGAAACU